UCCUAAUCUCCUAUAUAAAAUACUUUUUGCCUUCAGAUCUUCAUCUUCUUCACCGGAUCUGCUGAAAAACCUAUAUCUAGAAGCAUAAAAUUAAAAAAACCUCCAUGAAGGAGGACUUCCAGAUCGGAAGAAGAUAAACAACCAAAAAGGGUGGGCAGAAACUCCUAUACAGAGGAGACUAGCAAGGAGAUAAAACAAGAAAACUAAAAAUUUGGACCUCCACUGGUGGAUGAGGGAAAAGAAAGUUUUUUUUUUUUUGGUGUAGAAACGGGUGCAGAGAAGGCAGAGAGAAAGGGAACGGAUUCAGAGCUGACUUAUUUAGUCAUAUUCUGUUUUCUCCGUUAACCGCCCACCAUCUCACACAUCCGCCUUGCGCAUCGGCGUCUACUUCCGUACUUGUCGGCGUCAUUGAUUCGAAGUAUCGCUCUGCUAUUCAUCGACUCGGUCCGGGCCUCCGAUUCCGUUAGACGGCGGCGGUAGAUCUCAGUACGACGUUACAUUGACCAGAUCCGGGCGUGCUGACUCCUGUUCAGUCGAAUCCGAGUCCCAAGUUUCUUCUACAAAAUUGGGUGGAGGCAUUAACACUUUUGUCUAAUCAGAUGUUAGAGAACAAUGAUAUUUUGUCUGAGAUUCUCCUCAGAGUUGAUCCCGGAUGUAUUUUCAAUUACAUCCUUGUUUCUAAGCGAUGGCUUGAAUUGAUAACGAGUCCAUAUUUCCAGCAAGUUUAUCUGAAGAGAUGGUAUAUAAAGGGCUGCCAUCUUAAAGUCAUAGGAUUUCUGGUUUACAAUCUUCCAUAUGUGGAUAAUAGUCGGCCUUAUCCAUCACCACCUGCUGUUCAAUUGCUGCCUACGAGCAAAUUUGGACGUGAUAUCAACCGAAGUAAAUUCAUGGGUCAUGCUGGUUAUUUCAUUGCCGCCACAUCUGAUGGUUUCAUUCUAUCUGGUAAACAUCCACAGAGGUACUAUGUCUGCAAUCCUAUCACCAAGCAGCGCAUGCAAUUGCCUCAACCUCCAGUGCUUCAUAUGGAUGUCGCUAUAGCGAUUUUAUCAUGUGACAAGGAGGAACGGGUUUUUGAUACUCAGGAGAGAAUGAAAAACUUUGAGGUUAUGUAUGCUGAAUCCAAUUUUUUUGAUGAACCAGAUGAUAAUACUGUGUCCAUCCAUACUUUUUCUUCAUUGACAGGCCAAUGGUAUACAUCCACACUUUCUUGCUCCACUCCUUUUUCCCUGUGCCGGGGAGUUGGCACGGUGGCUAGGGGUUUUGUGUAUUGGAUGGCCAGAGUAGGUUGUGUUCCCUAUUUCGCGGCAUUUGAUACUAAAAGUAUUAAUGAUACUGGACGCAUCACUUUGAUUAUGAAACCAUGGUCUACUAUGGACUCCUGGUUUACCUCGCACAAAGAGCUUCCCAGUUAUCUUGGUGUGUCUUCUGAAGGCUUUCUCCAGUAUGCAGCAAUUCACUAUCGGGGUGAAUUAUGCAUUUGGGUCCUUAGUGACGAUAAUUUUGAAGGUCAAACAGAUUUUGAUGCCCAAGGUACUCGGUGGAGAGUUUGCUACAAGAUAGAUAUUUUUUCUAUGAUGAUGGGAAAUUCAGCAGUGUUAUCCGCAUGCCAUAUUGAAAUUGGGCGGAGGACGCCGUUUGUAUUUGUAGCAUUUGUUCCGGGAAAGUCAGACUCUGUCUUUCUACGUUGUGAAGAAUAUUUCUUUAUCUAUCAGUAUCUCAGCCAGAAGUUGGAAAGAAUCCAUUAUGACCUCGAUAAUUAUAGUUUUCCAUUUGCGAGGCAGCGAGAUCGGUGUCAUGGCUUGUACCAUCCAUUCACAGUCUCGGGAGCUUGGCCUUCUUCCCCUUUGUAGCUUUAGAAUAGUAAUUAUUGUCUCUGUAUCAUAGAAUAAGCUUUAGAAUAGUAAUUAUUGUCUAAUGUAUCAUAGAAUAAGCUUUAGAAUAGUAAUUAUUGCCUCUGUAUCAU
Messenger RNA from Oldenlandia corymbosa var. corymbosa, 1963 nucleotides. NCBI's taxonomy places the organism in Eukaryota, Viridiplantae, Streptophyta, Magnoliopsida, Gentianales, Rubiaceae. The record is from the annotation of a GenBank genome assembly.